AUGUCAGUAUGGACUGAUAAUAUGUUUAUGAUCUUUGCUGGUAUACUUAUUAGAAAUUCACCUCAACAACCACCACUCUUUCUUCAAAUAGAAGAGGAUUUUUCACAAAUGGGAUUUUUCGAAAGAAUGAAUGCUGAAGGACCAUUAAAAUUUUCUGCUCGUCAAAUUGCUCAACGAGCUAUCACAAAUAAAAGAAUGUGUAUUACUCUUCAAGAACCAUCUACAUUUAAAGGACAUGUUUAUAUGGAAAAUGAUGGACUUGCUGUUGUGGCAAUAACUACAAAAUCAUAUCCUGAUCGUGUUGCUACAGUUGUAUUGAGUAAAAUGAUGCAAGCAUUUAGACAAUUAUACAAAGGACCAUCCUUCAACACUAUUAAAUCAGACUUACAAUUUAAAUACCAACCUGUGUCUGGAUUAUUUCAACAAUAUAUUGACCCAAAAAAAGGAGAUAAAUUAACACAAAUUCAAACUGACUUAACAGAAACACAGGAAAUUUUAGUUAAGGCAAUGGAUGAAUUAUUAGAACGUGGUGAAAAAUUAGAUGAUCUUAUUGAUCAAAGUAAUGAUCUUUCAACAACUUCAAAAGCAUUUAUGCGACAAGCUGAAUCAAUGAACAGUUGUUGUUAA
Entamoeba dispar SAW760 is the source of this 627-nucleotide messenger RNA. Its product is annotated as snare protein ykt6, putative. Gene Ontology annotation, molecular function: SNAP receptor activity. NCBI's taxonomy places the organism in Eukaryota, Evosea, Mastigamoebida, Endamoebidae. The record is from RefSeq and is a predicted model, not a curated record. Gene Ontology annotation, cellular component: Golgi apparatus. The transcript is spliced from 2 exons. The coding region runs from base 1 to 627 and encodes 208 amino acids. Gene Ontology annotation, biological process: endoplasmic reticulum to Golgi vesicle-mediated transport.